Prunus avium (sweet cherry) is the source of this 1923-nucleotide messenger RNA. Lineage: Eukaryota; Viridiplantae; Streptophyta; Magnoliopsida; Rosales; Rosaceae. The record is from RefSeq and is a predicted model, not a curated record.
AUGGAGACAGAAAAGGGUAUGGCAUUGCAGGUUAUAUAUCUUGUUGGUUUAACUUUCAUGUUUUAUUUAUCACUCGCAAUUGCACAAGAGGAGCAAAACAAUCUGCAAACAUAUAUCAUUUGGGUUGAAAAGCCGGUGUCCCAGAAUUCUUUUGCACAAUCUCAUGAAGACCUGGAGAGUUGGUAUCAGUCAUUUUUGUCUGAAACCAGUGAAAACUCAAACCAGCUGAUGAAGCAAAGAAUGGUUCAUACAUACCGUAAUGUGGCCAUAGGGUUUGCAGCAAAACUGAUGCCAGAGGAAGUAAAGGCAAUGGAAAAGAAAGAAGGGUUUGUGUCAGCUCAUCCCGAGAGAAUUCUGCCUUUGCAGACUACUCAUAGUCCUGACUUCUUGGGUUUACACCAAGGGUCGGGACUUUGGGAACAAACAAACUAUGGUGAAGGCGUUAUCAUUGGAGUUUUGGAUACUGGUGUUGCACCAUAUCAUCCUUCAUUUAGUGAUGAAGGAGUAUCCCCUCCUCCGGCUAAAUGGAAAGGCAAAUGUGACUUCAAUGCGACAUUGUGCAAUAAAAAACUUAUCGGUGCGAAAGAUUUCAUAGGCUCAAGCAAAGGGAAACCUACAGGGAGCGCUCCAUUUGACCAAGAUGGCCAUGGCACCCACACUUCUAGCACAGCUGCUGGAAAUUUUGUGGAAGGCGCAAGCGCAUUUGGAGUGGCGAAUGGCACAGCUGUUGGCAUGGCACCUUAUGCUCACUUGGCCAUUUACAGAGUCUGCGACUUUGGUUGUGCUGAAGGUGACAUUUUGGCGGCAAUGGAUGCUGCUGUUGAAGAUGGCGUGGACGUGCUCUCCCUCUCACUUGGCGGUCCCUCGAUUCCUUUCUAUGGGGAUGUGAUUGCAGUUGGUGCAUUUGGAGCAACUCAGAAGGGAAUUUUUGUCAGCUGUGCAGCUGGAAACUCUGGUCCUUACCAUGGUUCUUUAUCAAAUGAGGCUCCAUGGAUUCUCACUGUUGGAGCAAGCACCACAGACAGAAUAUUAAACUUAACCUCAACACCUACAUCCACAAUCUUGUUCAAUGGCGCCGCAUCAGAUCCACUCGCUCCAAAGGUCGCUACCUUUUCAUCAAGAGGACCAAAUACUGCAAGCCCUGGAAUUCUGAAACCUGAUAUCAUUGGACCAGGUGUUGACAUCCUAGCUGCAUGGCCUGUUUCUGUGGACAAUGCCACAAAGUCUAACGCAACAUUCAACAUAAUUUCGGGUACCUCAAUGUCAACUCCUCACUUAAGUGGCAUUGCAGCCUUGCUCAAGAGCUCUCACCCUGACUGGUCACCAGCUGCAAUCAAAUCUGCCAUCAUGACAAGCGCCAAUGUACUGAACCUUGCAGGGUUGCCCAUUGUUGAUCAAAGACUUAAUCGCGCGGACGUAUUUGCAAUCGGUGCAGGCCAUGUUAACCCUACAAAAGCAAAUGACCCAGGGCUCAUCUACGACACACAACCUAAGGAUUACAUUCCUUACUUGUGUGGUUUGAAUUACACAGAAAAAGAGAUACAGAUCAUCACCCAACAAAAAGUGAACUGCUCUCAAGUCGGGGUCAUACCAGAAGCACAGCUCAAUUAUCCUUCAUUUUCUAUUAAGAUAGGGUCCAAUGAGUCUCAGUCUCAGUAUUAUACAAGGACCGUGAGGAAUGUCGGCCCGGCUAGUUCAACUUACAACUUGGAUCUUCUUGUACCACAUAAAAUGGGCAUGAGUGUGAAUCCUGAGGUACUUACAUUCACAGAGGUCAACCAGGAGAUUACAUACCAUGUGGAGUUUAUUGCAGAAGAUGGUGCUGGCAAGGAUGGUGUAGCAUUUGGUCAGGGGUAUUUAAGAUGGGUUUCUGAUAAGCAUAAUGUUACUAGCCCAAUAGCUGUGAUCUUUGACUCUAAGUAG